GCGGAGUGCCUGUGGGAACCGAGAAGAGCAGGGUUGAGGCGCGCGCGCGGAAGCGGAGGAAGGUAGGCAGGAUAGGUUGGUUGGCUCGGUCAGCCUUUCCCUCCGCCCUCCCGCGGAGAAGAAGGCCAGGUGGAAAAGAUGAUUGAAGAAAGUGGAAAGAGGAGAAGGACGAUGGCAGAGAAAAGACAGCUCUUCAUGGAAAUGAGGGCUCAGAAUUUUGAUGUCAUCCGACUGUCAACAUAUCGGACUGCCUGCAAACUCAGAUUUGUGCAAAAAAGAUGUAAUUUACAUCUUGUGGAUAUCUGGAAUAUGAUUGAAGCCUUCAGAGAUAAUGGCCUUAACACAUUGGACCAUAAUACAGAGAUCAAUGUAUCUCGACUAGAAACUAUCAUUUCCUCCAUUUACUAUCAACUGAAUAAACGCCUUCCAUCUACUCACCAGAUCAGUGUGGAGCAAUCCAUCAGCCUUCUCCUCAACUUCAUGAUAGCAGCAUAUGAUAGUGAAGGUCAUGGGAAAUUGACAGUAUUUUCCGUAAAGGCAAUGUUGGCAACUAUGUGUGGUGGAAAAAUUCUGGAUAAGUUAAGAUAUAGUUUUUCUCAAAUGUCAGAUUCCAAUGGAUUGAUGAUAUUUUCAAAAUUUGACCAGUUUCUAAGAGAAGUUCUGAAACUUCCUACAGCUGUUUUUGAAGGGCCUUCGUUUGGAUACACAGAAAACUCUGUGCGAACAUGUUUUCCUCAGCAGAAAAAAGUAAUGUUAAACAUGUUUUUAGACACCUUAAUGGCUGACCCUCCACCCCAGUGCCUUGUGUGGCUACCUCUGAUGCAUAGACUUGCCCAUGUUGAAAAUGUCUUCCAUCCUGUGGAAUGUUCUUACUGCCGGUGUGAGAGCAUGAUGGGCUUCCGAUACCGAUGCCAGCAGUGCCACAACUAUCAGCUCUGUCAAAACUGUUUUUGGCGUGGCCAUGCAAAUGGCCCUCACAGCAACCAGCAUCAGAUGAAAGAGCAUUCCUCUUGGAAAUCGCCUGCCAAGAAGCUGAGCCAUGCCAUUAGUAAAUCUCUUGGUUGUGUACCCACUAGAGAUCCUCCUCACCCUGUAUAUCCGGAACAGCCAGAGAAGCCCCUUGACCUUGCCCAUAUAGUCCCUUCUCGACCUCUCGUUAACAUGAAUGAUGCCAUGGUUACCCAUAUGUCCUCCGGAGCCCCCACACCAACAAAAAGGUUGCAGCAAAGCCUCGCCCCCUCCGAUGGGCUCAGUGAUGAGCAUGUGCUGAUAGCAGCCUAUGUGAGCCAGCUACAAAGCAGCACACGUAGUGUCCUGGACAGUCCUAGCAGACUGGAUGAAGAGCAUCGGUUAAUUGCUCGGUAUGCUGCCAGGUUAGCUGCUGAAGCUGGAAAUGUGACACGGCCACCAAUAGAUCUGGGGUUCAGUUUUGAUGCCAACAAACAGCAAAGGCAACUGAUAGCAGAACUGGAAAACAAGAACAGAGAAAUACUGCAAGAAAUUCAGCGCCUCAGACUAGAACACGAACAGGCUUCCCAGCCAACACCUGAAAAAGCCCAGCAGAAUCCAACUUUACUGGCUGAAUUAAGGCUAUUGCGGCAAAGGAAAGAUGAAUUGGAACAACGAAUGUCUGCUCUUCAGGAAAGCCGAAGGGAACUGAUGGUACAACUGGAAGGACUCAUGAAACUGCUCAAGGAAGAAGAACAAAAACAGGCAGCUCAGGCAGCUGGUUCUCCACAUACUUCCCCAACCCAUGGGUCUGGCCGCUCUAUGCCAAUGCCAGUCAGGUCCACAUCUGCUGGUUCUACCCCAACUCAUGUACCCCAAGAUUCACUUACUGGUGUUGGUGGAGAUGUCCAGGAAGCAUUUGCACAAGGAACUCGGCGGAACCUCCGUAAUGAUUUACUGGUAGCAGCUGAUUCCAUUACCAAUACAAUGUCAUAUUUGGUGAAGGAGCUUCAUUCAGGGGGAGAGGAAGGAGGUGAGGAGGAAGAAGAGGAGGACAAGAUGCAGAAUGGGAAGGACCGAGGUUAAAUAAAAAAAUCUGGACCAACCAGAGGUUUAAGUAACAAGGUGUGAGCUCCUAUACUAAAGAUGUCUCCACAUCCUUCAGAAGAGGCAUGAUCCAACUGACACAUCCACCAUUGUGAAGCUGUGACUAACAACAAUUGCAGGGGAGCAGUCUUCUUCCAACAGACACAAUGGCUUUUCUGGGGGGAGGGCAGGGCAGGGGCAUCUCCUUAAAUUUGCAUGUCCUAUUUCUGUAGGUGUUCAGUGCUAACUGGACAGAGCCUCAUCUCUGUUUCAAUGAGAAAGCUUUUUGAAUAAUGGCUUCUGAAAAUGCAAGCCGCCUUCCUGUAAAUUGUCCCCAUUCUCUACCUGGGCUUCAUUGUUCACACCUUAUCAUGCUCUGGCAGUUACAUUUGUGAUCUUCAAGUCCCCCAUGUGCAGACUUGCAACCAGCUGAAUUUCUUCACCAAGUAACAGAGAUGAAUGCUGGCUGGGGAUUCUGAUAUGGCGGCAGCUCCUCUUGCCUUUUCAGAAUGGUGGCUUUUGUCUGUGAAUGGCAGGUUGCUUGGGUUGUUUGUGAAUGCAUGUCACACAGUGCCAGUGAGAAGCAAGGUGUGCCAGAUGGUGGGGUUGCCAGGAGGCAACUGACCUGGGUACCAUUAAAGAUAGUUUAGUGGUAAAUGGAUAGGUCUGACCUACAAGGUUAAUCCAACUGGAGGUUUUUCUGUCAGUCCUGUCAAAAUGAAUGAGAGCACCACUAGAGCAUUAUCACCACCGUGCCCCUGUGCAGCUGGCUUGUUUCAGUGAGUUGUGGCCUAGUAGAUGGUGCCCUCGGUUUCAUUUAUUCAAUGGGCAUUAAAAUGAGCAUUUUCACCAUGAGCAUUCUAGUGAGUCUUGUGCUUGUCCUGAUAUCAGGAGAAGGAUGGGAGAAAGAUCCAGUAUCUGGCAGCUACCUUUAGAGAAUUCUCAGAACAGGUGGUUUUGUGGUUGUCGCCUUAUAUGAUGGCUUAGUGAAAGAAAGCUGUUUUAAGCAAGUACUGCUAUCACUCAAUGCCCUUUCCAACAUCAAAUGCCAGUCAGCCUGCUGCUCUGGUGGCUGAGAAACCUUCUAUCAUUCCCUUCUAUCCAUAGUGAUUCCCUUUUUCUUUCAGAAGCUUGCUCUGAGGGAAAUGUGGAGUAGCCUUGGAGUGAACUCUGACUAAGCUGGCUGGGUGUACUGGUUCUCCAGGGAGCAGACUUACAAUUUCCAUAUUGCCUUUUAGGGGUUAGAGAAAGUCAUGCACAAAUGUUCAACUGUUUUUGAAGAUCUGAAACUCCAGUUUUAGGACCAAGAGCUUCACUUUUCUAAAGCCCCAAUUUGUACAGUCAUAUAGGACAUUCUACAUCUGUCCUAUUUUGUUGAUUCAGAUUAGGUAAAUGAAGUGCUACUUAGCCUUUGUAUUAUAAAUAGUUGCCUGUAGCUAUAAAGAUACACACAGGCAAAUAUCCAAAGCCGGGAUUAUUGUGGCCACAGCAAAACCUACAAUCAGAAAUUGGGGAAUUUUUAACCAUUUUGUUUUAACCAUUUUACCAACGCAAGCCAUACCUGAUUGGAACAGAUUAGAGGUUUUCCAAUUCAGCAGUCAUAUUUAGGUUCCUCUAUGGUGACUUGCCUCCAUCAUGUAUAGUAGAUGAGCAGAAAAACAUAGCUAAACCUAGUAGAUGCCAAUAGUGAACCAUUUUUGUAGAGUUCUAAGGAAAACGAUUUAGAAAUCUGCAUAGUCACCAAGAAUGGAGUCAAUUCUAGAGGCUGUUUACCUUGUUGAAAGUACAAAAUCAUUACCAUUAUCAAUGUACUGGUCUACUGGUCAAAAUAAAAAAAUCUGCCUGUAGAUCCUGUUCUGUCUUCUGCUCAAGCCUGGAGCACAUGACAGCAUAAUCCCUGCUUAAGAAACAUUAUUUCCAUCUCCUGCCAGUCUAGAAACCAAGAGGUCAUGCUGGAUGAGAUGGUUUGUUAGAUUUCACACUAGGUCCUCUAUGCACAAAUGUGCCAGCUUCAGGAGGAGGAGCAGCAGUUUUCAACCAGCCUCAAAUUGCCAUGUCUGUCUUUUGCAGCUGAAAAGGCCCUGCAUUUUAAAGCUUCUCUUCCUGCUGUCAGCUACCUCCAGAGAGCAACUCUCAUACAGUUGUAUCUCUGCCCUUUCUUGCAAUCCAGUCCAGGAAGUGAUUAUAACAGAAAGGCUCAUUUCUGCAUGAAAUUCCAAGAUCAGUGGUUCAGGCCAUGACAAGACAAAUAAGGGGUUUCUACCCUGCACUUGUGUCAGUGCCAUGUGUCUGGAUCACUUCAUCCACAACACAUUUUUUAGCCUACAAAAUAAUUAACAUAUGCUUCAUAUUACUGGAAUUGAAGGGCUUCUGUAUUGACUUUAAGGCAUUUUCUAAGCUUUCCUGACAGGCUGAGAUGCAUAGAGGAGCUAAUAGCUCAUCCUUCCAUCUGUAUUCCCCAAGAGCUAAGGAAGUACUUCUUUUCCCCAAACUGCCCUUCACCUCUAACACUUGGGCUUAGGAGACAGGUACAUCACUGAGCUGUUGGCCAAAGUUCAACAGCCACAAAAUCCUGGAGGAGGCAGUGUCAAAUUGAACUGGGUUCCCUCUCUUGUACAAUGAAGAAUGCCCCUGAACACACAUAAAGUUCAUCUGAGGAUCCUGCGUGGCUCUGAAUUGCAUCUCUGACCUAGUUGAAAAGAGAAAUAAUGAAAAAAAAGUAUUAUGUGGCAAGAAAUAGGCAAAAUAAGGGGUCAAACUCUUUCUCUGCCAUCCAUUGCUAAGGAACAUCUUGGCAAUUAUAUUACUGAAGCUGAAGAUGUGCCCAAGACUACUGGUUUAGCUAGCUGGUCUCCAGAGAAUUUGGCGUUGCUGUUCCAGCUGCCCAUGCAUGCUUGCCAAACCUUCUGGCUCACUCUCUUCUCUAGGUAUGAACUCUUGCAAUUCAGGCAAAACAUUUUUGGCUGCUGGGAUUUGGCAAGGAGAGGAAUCUGUUCCAAAGCAUUUUGCAGUAUGCUUUUCAAUAUGGUGAAUGUGCCUUUGAAAGCCAGGAGACAGACAGAUCUCCCAACUGCAGUUGAAAAAGAUCUGCUCUCGGGGCCUGUGUGCAGGGCUUAGUGCUAUCUAAUAUUUUUGGCUGGAAGAAAACCAGUCAUCUGUUUUUCAAAAUGCUGUUCAGUUGCUGCUUUUCCAGAGAUCCAAUGAAGUUGGGAACUUAGCUAUACUUAGACUGUGUUCACAUGACAUACUAAUCACCAACAAGCUAAUCCAGGCUUUGGGAUUAAUUUAUAUUUCAGUGUAUUGUGUGAGCCAAGAAAAAUGGGUAAUUGAGUAAACUAUGUUUCAGGUAACCAUGGAUGGAUAUUCUGUAGCCAAAGUGUGUUACUGUAGGGGGUGGAAAUUUUUCACUGAAUCAAAAGACAUUUCUUUUGAAUCUAACUUGUGGUUUUGAAAUAUGUGACCAAGAAAAACCUACAGUAUAUGGCUAUUGGUUUAUGAGUUUAGGAGCGCCAAGAUUGUGGGGCUGGAGUCAGAUCCAAAAAGAUGGCUUGUGAAUGGGAAGGAACAGAGAGGCAUCCAUCUUCUUGUGGCAGUAUGGCACUGGAAGCAGGGACAAUGCAGGCAUUGAGUCACAUGAUAGUAAGAUGGGUGGCAUGUAAAUGUAGUUAAGGUGAGCCUCCUCCUUCAGAAGCCACUGCGUGAUUCUGCUGCUAUUGGGGAAGACCAACCUUUCAGAUCCAUUGUGCACAUCUGAUCCACAAUGCUGAGUCAGUAGAAUCUUCACAUACCAUGGCAUAAGUGUAGUAAAAUAAAUUGCCUCCAGAAAGGGAGCAAUAAAGCUUCUCUGAGGUUUCAUCUAGGCUGGCUAGCCUUUGGAAUAGAAUUUAGUCUGAUCCUGAUAAAGAAAGGACAGAGCAGGUAUGUCAGAUGUAGCAGAUCUGAGAGGAACUGAGUGAAAAAUCUUCCUAUGUUUUGCUUCUACUGUUCUGGCAAUCGGCUCUAAAGUAAAACAAGUCAUUAUGAUCAGGCUUGUUUUCCUAUUCCAAGGAUAUGUCAACAACCUGCCUUAAAUUGUUACUUCAGGAUCAAAAGAGCUCCUUUUGAAAGGAGGACAUUAGGUUUUCAGGAGCCCCUGCUUACCAGAAUGCCCUCUAUUUAUGUCAUGUUAAUUGGUGUUAGUAUUGGGUAGUAAAGUAUUGGGGAGAAGGGGAAAACAGCACUGAAUGAAACAAAAGAUAACCAAACAGGAAGUUUCAACCUAGCAGACUAGAGCACUUCAAGAUACUGUAUGGGUACAGAUGCCUGUCCCUACACAAGAGUUUGCAUAAAGAUGUUAAACAUGGGAAAGGAUCAUUAACAUAGAUUAAUUGAACUUUCCUCAGAAUAGAUGUGUAUUUAAAAUAUUUUGGUAACAAAAUGAUCCAGUCGCUGUACUCUUGUUCACUUUCUCUCUCCUUCCCUCCCUCCCUUCUCUCCCCUCCCCCCAAUGGCAAAGUUUGGUUGCUUUACUUGAUCCACAAUUAGUCCCUCAAAACCAGCUCCUUGGAGAAGGCAACUGAGAAGAGAACUUGGUUUUGUUUAUCAGAAUCACAGAAUAGACAAGUGUGAAUUCUUGGCAAGCUGUCCAUCAUCCAGAUUUCUCUAUGUCUAAGUAAUUUGGUAUGUGGGUACAGGGCACUUUGGUAGGUAUGAGUGAAUGACCAGAAAAGAUAAGCAGACCCAGUAGUAGUCCGGAGGCAACAGCUUUGAUAGAGCUCUGGGACAGCAUGGGGGGGGGGCUAACUGAGGGGCUUUGCUGUUCCUAUUUUCUGGGUGACCUGGCUUGCAGCUGUGGGAGAGAGCAGUGGAUAGAUUAUGAGAGCAGAUUAAAAUGAAAUAAGACUUCUAGCCAGCCACAUAGACUCGUAGUUCAGAAAGAUUUUGCUCUGCAUGCAGAAAUUAAGCUCAUUUGGGAAAGUUGCUCCUCCUCUUUAGUGUUCUCUGAAAGGAGCAAUUCUCUUCCUCAGGACAUCCUGGAAGGGACAGGGAAGAACCUAUGUUAGUGAAACUGUCAGCACAUGUCUGGGAACUGGCAUCAGCUGGCAAGAAUUAGAGAUUGGCUGUCAUCAUACCACACACCUACUUUGGUUACUGAAUUUUCUAUAGUUCAUCCAGCCCCAUUUUCUAAAUUCAUUCAGUAUGUUGACCCUAGACUAACACCAUGAUAACAUAAAACUAAAAUAAUGUAGCUUCACAUGUUGUGCAAGUGCAGCUGCUGGUUCUUUGAUACAGCCAUGAUGUAUCUAGGCAUCUGAGUGAAGUGUGAUUGAGACAAGACAUGCUAGACCAAACAGGAGGCAGAACAGACCUGCUUCCACAUAGAAACUAAAGGCAAGCCAGCCAGUAUUCUCCCUAGGAUACAAAGAAGGUACUGGAGCAAAGCUUCCCUCCCACUAUUAUUCCUGGAUGCUUUCAAUUGGUUUGGCCCUUGCUGAUUUUGGCUUGCCAAUGCUGCAGUGUGACCACAUUAUCACUGGGGUAGGUAUGAUCCUGUACAAAGAUACGGAAGGCAAGCCAAAUAUGCUGAUUGUUACCAAGAUGUAGUGGAGGACUGUGUUUUCCUGUUGAGACAGAAAACAGGCAGAAUUUCUCUAGAAAUGAUGAUGUGGAGAGCAAGGAAAUUGUGCACUGUGUAUGUGUGAAUGUAAGUAUGCAUUCUCUUUUUGACAUCCUGGAUCUCAAAAAAUACUAGCUCUAAAACUGGCAAUUAAUACUUCCUUGUCUACUACGCAGCACACCAAAAGCUAGGCUUGGUACAAUGAAAACCAAUGUGAGGAUGAAUGUAAUACCAGUUUACAACUGUUUUCCCAUUCAUACUUGAGUGAAUGUGUAUAUGUGUGAGUACAUAUGAGUGCAUGAGUACAAAUAUUUUCACUACAGUUUGUUAAAAUAUAUGGGAGAUUCUGUACAUGUUGGGAACAAGUCUAAUAGAAAGCUGUAAACUAGAAGCCAUGUUUUCUCAUCUGCCAAAUAUUUAAUAAAUGAGUCCUAUCCA
Molecule: messenger RNA, 8068 nt
Organism: Crotalus tigris (Tiger rattlesnake)
Lineage: Eukaryota; Metazoa; Chordata; Lepidosauria; Squamata; Viperidae
Gene: DTNB
Product: dystrobrevin beta
Exons: 21
Coding region: 139-2034 (631 amino acids)
Biological process (GO): synaptic signaling
Cellular component (GO): synapse; plasma membrane
Molecular function (GO): zinc ion binding
Source: RefSeq, a predicted model, not a curated record